AUGACUACUCAUGAUGCGGAACGAAAACAGAAACGGGAUUGUGUAGAAGUAACAACGGGCCCAAUGGCUGAGACAAGACAAGGCUCUGUGUGCGUUGCGGAUCGAGCCGCUAGCGCAUCAAGGGCGGCAGCUGGUAAAAGGCCUGGGCCCAGAACAAUGAUGGAGAUAUUUGUCGAGAAGGCAAUGAAUCAGACAAACACACCACUAGCGAAGCCCACAGGUGUGAACGCGGGUCAAAUGAUGCAACCACACAAGAGCAAAUCGAGAGCUUUCGACCGACUAAUGGCCGGCCAGAAUCGGGUGUAGCAAACUGGAGAUACGGGAUGGAAAAUGUGGGGUUAUCUUGAAGCCCAGUCUCGUAGGCACCUGGAAUGGCCCGUCACACAAAUUCUCAUCAGCGUUGCGUCGUGGGACAGCAACACGGUCCAGAUAUGUACUGGUUUAUGAUUUUUCAGUGGCAUGUUCUUGUAGCAAUACACGGUCCGCCUCCUCCCCGAGUCGUUUUCCCUACACUUGAACAAAUUUAGCCUAGGCAAUAGCCCGGAUAUUUGACUCUAC
This is a messenger RNA of Dicrocoelium dendriticum, 558 nucleotides long. The record is from the annotation of a GenBank genome assembly. NCBI's taxonomy places the organism in Eukaryota, Metazoa, Platyhelminthes, Trematoda, Plagiorchiida, Dicrocoeliidae.